This is a messenger RNA of Lolium perenne, 456 nucleotides long. The record is from RefSeq and is a predicted model, not a curated record. Lineage: Eukaryota; Viridiplantae; Streptophyta; Magnoliopsida; Poales; Poaceae.
AUGGAUUUGGUCGGCCGCUUGGGCAGAAGUGGCCAGGUGGAGCUGGGGAGCGCGUGCGCGGCUGGUGGUGAAGCGGCCGGGGCGUGCUGGUUGCGGCGGCGCGUGGUGGUGGCCUGGGCAGGGGCAGCGGAUGCUGGGAGCGGGCCGGAGCAAGUUGAGCGGGAGCCUCGUGCAGGGCGGAAGCCGGCGGCGGCCGGGCAGCUGGUGGCGGCGGGCGACUCGUUGGUGGAGGCGUGCGCGAGCGGUGGUGGCCAAGGCAAGCAGGUGGAGGCGUGCAGGUGCGGCGCUGCUUGGUGGCCGGGCCUCGAUGCGCGGUGGGGCGAGCUGGGGCUGCGGGGGCCGGCCGGGAGUGGAGCCAGGGGCGGAUGCUGCGCGUGGAGCGGCUCAGGCGGGGGCGUGAGGAGGACGAACGCAGCGGAAAUUGGGACGGAAAAACGUCGAUUCACGGAGAUAUAG